Messenger RNA from Rhododendron vialii, 698 nucleotides. RefSeq lists its product as uncharacterized. Lineage: Eukaryota; Viridiplantae; Streptophyta; Magnoliopsida; Ericales; Ericaceae. The transcript is spliced from 3 exons. Gene Ontology annotation, cellular component: mitochondrion. The record is from RefSeq and is a predicted model, not a curated record. Bases 139 to 441 code for a protein of 100 amino acids.
GUGUGAAUGAAAAAGGUGCAAUUAACGGGAGUAAUUUCUCACAAGGAACAAAUUCUUAGGGUUUUCUUUCUUUGUAAUCGUCGCCCACAUACAUCCCAGUUUCCACGCGAUUAGAACCCGCCCAAAAUCGAGCAGAGAAUGAGCAUCGGAAGCCUGAAGAGCUUGGUGGCUGAAGCCGCCAUUAGAGGUGUGGCUGAGGCGAGGGCAAGGAUAUUUGGUCACGUACUUAACCCAACAGGAGAGAGAUCUCCACACAAGAUCCUACGCAAGAAGCUCAUUGGUGAGAAAGUCGCGCAAUGGUACCCAUAUGACAUCAACAAAGAUGAUCCCCUUGUGAUGGCCAGAAAAGAACAAGAGCGAUUAUCCAAGCUUGAAAUGUUGAAGCGUCGUGGAAAGGGACCCCCUAAGAAAGGCCAAGGAAAGCGCUCAAAACGUAAAUAGGUCGCCUCUGCAAAUGGCAUGGGAACAGGAUUAUGGGUCAACUUUUUGAAGUGGACUCAUUUGUAGUUGUUGCAGAGUCGGGGUUUAAUGUUUCAGGUUGACAGAAUGACAUCUCGACUUCAUCAUUUAAAUUUUUGUUCCAUUCUCCCAUUCUCUGGAAAAGAAAACACUGAGAAUAGUAGUACUGAACAUGAAUAUUCCUGCUUUCUUACUUUCAUAUGCUAGUAAUAAAACAAAAAGUGGAGACAUUUUGACAA